CUCGCUGUGUGUCCACGUGAGGAGCAGUGCUGCCUGUUAGCAACUAGCUAAAGAGAAAACAUGCUUCGUCGAGAGGUGAGACAGAGGCGGGAGUACCUGUACAGGAAGGCGCAGGAGGACAGACAGCGGACAAUUGAAGAGAAGAAAGAGAAGCUGAAGGGUGCUCUCGAUGAAAAUCGUCUCCUUCCAACCGAGGUACGCAAAGACGCUCUGCAGUUACAGAAACUACUGGAAUAUGAUGAUGAAGGUGCAGAAGGUGUCAGCUCACACAUGGAUGACGAGUACAAAUGGGCCGGAGUGGAAGAUCCCAAAGUCAUGGUCACCACGUCCAGAGACCCCAGCUCCAGACUCAAAAUGUUUUCAAAGGAAGUAAAGCUGAUGUUCCCUGGAGCUCAGCGUAUGAACAGAGGAAACCAUGAGAUCUCCUCUCUGGUGCAAGCCUGCAAAGCCAACAACGUUACCGACCUCGUCAUCUUGCACGAAACAAGAGGACAGCCAGAUGGCCUGGUAGUGUGCCACUUGCCAUUCGGACCCACCGCUUACUUCACACUUUACAGCGUGGUAAUGAGGCACGACGUUCCAGACAUAGGCACCAUGUCCGAGGCCUACCCACACCUCAUCUUUCACAACUUCUCCUCGCGGCUCGGCAAGAGGGUGUCGAAUAUCCUCAAGUAUCUUUUUCCAGUGCCGAAAGACGACAGUAGGCGCGUAAUGACAUUUGCCAACCAAGAUGACUUCAUCUCUUUCAGACAUCACACCUACAAGAAAACAGACCACAAGAACAUUGAGAUGACAGAAGUGGGACCCAGGUUUGAAAUGAAGUUGUACAUGAUCAAACUCGGCACCCUGGAGAACGAGAGCACAGCGGAUGUGGAGUGGCGUCAUCACGCAUACACACACACGUCAAAGAAAAGGAGGUUCCUCAGUGUGCAAUAGGAACUAAUAAAGAAUAACCAAACUGUUGUCUAAAGGGGCUUUUGGACUAUGUUUUAAAAACACCUAAAGGUGCAGUGUGUAAGACUUAGAGGCAUGUAGCAUAACGGACCUGGCAGAAAUGGAAUAUAAUAUUUAUGUUUUUAAAUAUUGUAUAAUCAACUGAAAAUAAGAAUUGUUUUGUUUUCAUUGCAUUAGAAUGAGCCCUUUAUCUACAUAGGGAGCGGGUCCUCUUCCACAGAGUCCACCAUGUUUCUACAGAGGCCUAGAAUGGACAAACCAAACAUUGGCUCUAAAGAGGGCUUUUCAUGGUUUUCAGCCACUGUACAUUCUGCUGUAUGCUUGAAAGGGAGGGGGUUGGGGGGUAUUCAGUUUUUUGUAAUGUGCAACCUCACUGUGAGAUACCUCUAAAUCCUACACACUGGUCCUUUAAAAUGAAAAGUCCGGUUUUGUACCCUAUCUUGUAUAUGUUUAAGUCAAGUUUCAUUAUGACUAUCAUUCAUCCAGUAAUCAAUCAAACUGCACCUAUAGCUAUUAUAAGUGACAGUAUUUUUCAAGUAAAUCAAGGUUUAUUUUUUGUUUGUUUUUCCUUACAGACACAUUGUUUAACAAAGACCUAAUAAUGCAUACUGUAUUGUGUGUAUUCUAAUUAUUUUAUAAUAAAGUUGUUUCUCAUCACUU
Messenger RNA from Scomber scombrus (Atlantic mackerel), 1614 nucleotides. It is a transcript of the gene imp4, whose product is annotated as IMP U3 small nucleolar ribonucleoprotein 4. Lineage: Eukaryota; Metazoa; Chordata; Actinopteri; Scombriformes; Scombridae. The transcript is spliced from 9 exons. Gene Ontology annotation, cellular component: nucleolus; small-subunit processome; Mpp10 complex. Gene Ontology annotation, biological process: rRNA processing. The coding region runs from base 61 to 936 and encodes 291 amino acids. The record is from RefSeq and is a predicted model, not a curated record. Gene Ontology annotation, molecular function: rRNA primary transcript binding; snoRNA binding.